GUAAAAAAAAAGAAAGUAGAAAUUUAUAAGAAUAAUGAAGAAAUAAUAGAGUGCUGAGAUGUACUUAAUAAAGAAUGAUUAGUUUUGGCAUUGUUAAUUUAUUUAAUUAAAACCAAUAACAAUAUAGAUUAGGAAUGGAUAAUUGAAUGGGAAUAUUGAAUAAUAAGAGACAAUAGAAAUAUCAUUAACAAAGUUUCCAACAAUGGAGAGAGGUAUAGAAGUGAUGAGUGAUUAAAUAUAAUAGAAAUUAUAGAAAGGAUUUCGUGAAAUAAAUAGUAAUGAUAUAUUGAAAGCAAAUGAAUAGAAAUAUUAGGAGAAAAUGAUAGGAAAUUCAAAGAAAGACUUAACAUAAUAGAAGAUAUUAUUAAAGAGAGUAAAUUUACCAGAAUAAAGAAAGCCAAUAGUAGGAUUAACAGAUGAUGCAACAUAAGGUAAAUUAAUAGGAGAAUGGCCAAAAUAUAGAGCAAGAAGUCAUUUAGGAGAGACAUUAGAUUUAGGUCCCCCUGGUGAUACAAAACCAAUAUAAUGUUUAUUAGCAGGAUAAUGGAAUGAGAAUAUAAAUCCAACAAAUUAUUUAUUAUCAGAGAAACUAGAUGGUAUGAGAAUAAUAUGGAGUGGAUGUGAAAUGUAUACAAGAAAUGGUAAUUCAUUAAAUUUUCCAACAUCUUUUGUAGAAGGAUGGCCUACUACUUAUUUAGAUGGUGAAUUAUGGCUUGAUAGAGGAUAGUUUUAAAAAUUAGUUAGUAUAGCUAAAAAGAAAUAGCCUGAUUAUAAGGCAUGGAAAGAUAUUAAAUUUAUGGUUUUUGAUGCUCCAUUAUUAGAUGAACCAUUUGUAAAUAGAUAUUAGAAAUUCAAAAAAGCAAUAGAGAAAAUAAAGAAUCCUCAUUUAGUGUAUGUACCUCAUGUUGUAUGUCGUGGAUAUGAACAUUUAAAAGAAGAAUUAGUAUUAGCAUAAUAAGCAGGAGGAGAAGGAUUAAUGUUAAGAGAUCCAUAAUCUUUAUAUGAAGGUAAAAGAUCUAAUACUUUACUUAAAGUUAAAACUACUAUGGAUUCUGAAGCUACUGUUGUUGAGCAUAUAUAAGGAAUGGGUAAAUUUAAAGAUUAACUUGGUGCUUUAAAAGUGUAAACAGAUGCAGGUAUUACAUUUUAAAUUGGAGUGGGAUUUAAUAGUAAAUUAAGAAAAGAUCCUCCUAAAAUUGGAUCUAGAAUUUCAUAUAGUUAUUAUGGAUUAACAGAUGAUGGUAAACCAAGAUUCCCUGUUUUUGAAAGAAUUAGAGAAGAUUUAUGA
This is a messenger RNA of Paramecium sonneborni, 1288 nucleotides long. The record is from the annotation of a GenBank genome assembly. Lineage: Eukaryota; Ciliophora; Oligohymenophorea; Peniculida; Parameciidae.